AUGAUGAUGGAGGAGGAGGGCAGCUACGUGCCCAGUGACCUGACGCCGGAGGAGUGCCAGGAGCUGGAGAACAUCCGCCGCCGCAAGCAGGAGCUGCUGGCUGACAUACAGCGGCUCAAAGAUGAGAUAGCAGAAGUGACGAAUGAGAUUGAGAACCUGGGGUCCACAGAGGAGAGGAAAAACAUGCAGAGGAACAAGCAAGUGGCCAUGGGCAGGAAGAAGUUCAACAUGGAUCCAAAGAAGGGCAUCCAGUUCCUGAUUGAAAAUGACCUGCUGAAGAACACGUGUGAGGACAUUGCCCAGUUCCUUUACAAGGGAGAGGGCCUCAACAAGACAGCCAUUGGUGACUACCUGGGCGAGAGAGACGAGUUCAACAUUCAAGUCCUGCAUGCCUUCGUGGAGCUGCACGAGUUCACUGACCUCAACCUUGUGCAGGCCCUGCGACAGUUCCUGUGGAGCUUCCGAUUGCCUGGGGAAGCGCAGAAGAUCGACCGGAUGAUGGAGGCCUUUGCCCAGCGGUACUGCCAGUGCAACCCUGGCGUCUUCCAGUCCACAGACACCUGCUAUGUGCUCUCCUUCGCCAUCAUCAUGCUGAACACCAGCCUGCACAACCCCAACGUCAAGGACAAACCCACGGCGGAGCGCUUCAUCGCCAUGAACCGUGGCAUCAACGAUGGGGGGGACCUGCCCGAGGAGCUGCUCCGGAAUCUCUACGAGAGCAUCAAGAAUGAACCCUUCAAAAUCCCUGAGGAUGAUGGCAAUGACCUUACCCACACCUUCUUCAACCCCGACCGGGAGGGCUGGCUCCUGAAGCUCGGAGGAGGCAGGGUGAAGACGUGGAAGCGUCGCUGGUUCAUUCUGACAGACAACUGCCUUUACUACUUUGAGUACACAACGGAUAAAGAGCCCCGUGGUAUCAUCCCUCUGGAGAACCUGAGCAUCCGUGAGGUGGAGGACUCAAAGAAGCCUAACUGCUUUGAGCUCUACAUCCCUGACAACAAGGACCAGGUGAUCAAGGCCUGCAAGACAGAGGCAGAUGGGCGUGUGGUGGAGGGCAACCACACUGUGUACCGCAUCUCCGCCCCCACCCCCGAGGAGAAGGAAGAGUGGAUCAAAUGCAUCAAGGCAGCCAUCAGCCGAGACCCUUUCUACGAGAUGCUGGCUGCCAGGAAGAAGAAGGUCUCCUCCACCAAGAGACACUAGCAGCCUUUGCUGGCCCUGCGAGGCAGGCAUGCCCCUGGCAGCCGGAGCCUCUCCGCUUCCUGGAGGGCUGCGAGGCUGGGGCCACACUGCAGCCUGGGCCCAGGACCCAGCUUCAGCUUCGCAGUUUCUUUACCACGGGCAGAAGGAGCAAGCACAGGUGUCU
Molecule: messenger RNA, 1366 nt
Organism: Indicator indicator
Lineage: Eukaryota; Metazoa; Chordata; Aves; Piciformes; Indicatoridae
Gene: CYTH1
Product: cytohesin 1
Exons: 14
Coding region: 1-1203 (400 amino acids)
Biological process (GO): regulation of ARF protein signal transduction
Molecular function (GO): guanyl-nucleotide exchange factor activity
Source: RefSeq, a predicted model, not a curated record